AGCGCCUUCAUUCUACGCCGAGAAACGUAACCGUGUGUCCUGCGGGAGAAACUCGGAAACUCACACACUGCGCUGUCAUUGUCGCGUUUUCUCCUCUUCCAGUGAAUUUGAUAGGCGACGUGAGACUGGUUGGGCUCGGGGAUUGCCCCGCAGAAGCGAUCAAACAUGCCGGUCCGUACCAACUGCUGUCAGGGAUCGUCGCUGGCCUGUAUGGCCUCGGCCUCUCUCGUUCCGCCCCCGCCAAUCAAUACCCAUCAGCCUGGCGUCAACACCUCUCUGCUCUACAGCGGCUCCCAGUUCCGCGGCCACCAGAAGAGCAAAGGAAACUCUUAUGAUGUCGAGGUGGUUCUGCAGCACGUGACUAUGGAGGACUCGUACCUGUGUGGAUACCUGAAGAUAAAAGGUCUGACAGAGGAAUAUCCCACUCUGACUACAUUCUUUGCCGGGGAGAUCAUAAGCAAGAAACGUCCUUUUUUAACUAGGAAGUGGGAUGCAGAUGAGGAUGUUGACCGUAAACACUGGGGGAAGUUUCAAGCAUUUUAUCAGUAUGCAAAAGGCUUUAACUCAGACGAUUUCGACUAUGAAGAACUAAAGAACAGUGAUUAUGUUUUCAUGAGAUGGAAGGAGCAGUUUUUAGUUCCAGAUCACACAAUCAAAGACAUCAGUGGUGCUUCCUUCGCUGGCUUCUACUACAUCUGUUUUCAGAAGUCUACAGCCACAAUUGAGGGCUACUACUACCACAGGAGCUCUGAAUGGUACCAAUCUCUGAACCUCACCCAUGUCCCUGAACACAGCGCGCCCAUCUAUGAGUUCCGGUGACAGUUAAGUCUUGACGUCUCGGUAAGAGGGCGAAACUACAGCAGACAGACAUGAGAGAAAAAGAGGAACUGUGAUUAUAAUGCCAAAGACUCGGCUGUCCUCUACCCUCAAUGAAAGAAUAAAACGGACGUGUAGAUAAAUGGACAAUUGCAAGAAUUAUAGAUGGAGAACUCUUUCGGGAGACUGUCUACACAGGCGGAGCAGCGAGUGCAAUUCUGGGAUUUGCAUCAGUGUUAGCGUUUGAUUUUCCUUUGACAUUUUGAGUUUUUAAAGCUUCUGUCCAAUGAUAAUCUUAGAAAACCAUUUUUGUGCUUAACCUUUUGGGAUUAAAGUCACUUUUGUUCUUUGCCCUGGAUGGAAGAGACAAUUCUAUAUGAUUUUAAUUUGCUAAAACAGCAUGGCCAAUCUGGAAAGCUGAUUUAGAAAUUUGCUUUAAUUUAUUAAUCAUUCUGUAUGAAAAGACUAUGAUGAAGUGGAAAUUCAAGGACUGAACAGGACGGUGUAUACAGACACUGUGUCCAUGUGUCCAUGAUUAUGCGCACAUUUGAGGACGAUAUCCUACAGGUGAUGGAUAUGGCGAGUUGCUAUUUUCUGUUGCUAGUUUGGCCCUCAGCUGUUGUUUUGCAUAACGUAAGGUGUAUCAUCAAAAGUCACAUAGAUGGCAGCAGGGUCCUUUGCUUCUAUGUGUGCUAUAUUUUUAUUAUGAAAUGAAAUGGAGUCGGGUGUUUUGGAAAGAGGUAUAUAUAUAUAAAUAUCUAUAUUAUCCCAUGGUUUUAAAGCUGCUUCGGAUGAAACUUUUGUUUCUGAUUUUGAAAGAAGUUAUCUGUCAGUAGUUUUACGCUCCUCGUUUUGCUAUGCAACAUGAAAAAUCUCAGCUUGUAAGAAUCUCAAGUAUCUUCGGUUUGAGAAUAUUCACACCUCUCACUCGCUCACUUUAAUACAGCUCAGAGAGUAUUGAUUGUCACUCAAGGUGGCAGAAGUGUGGCAUUGCUUUCAGUUUUGGCCAUGAUGUCAUGGAGGAUAGGCAAGUGUUUUUAUAUGAGGGCUCUGGAAUAUGUAACAUUUUUAAAAGCAAAUAAUCCAGAUGUGGACGACGCUGUCAUGUUAUGGCCCAUCUUGAUCAUCCAUCUUGAAAAGUCAUUUUUGUCUCGAGUGAUUCAUGUCAAGAUGGCAGCUGAUCCAGUUCUGUUGCUAUAGCACGGACUGCCUGUGAGAGCUGCAAUCCUCACCACUUGGAGACUUAGCAACGCACAACAUAAAACAUCUGAGGCUUUAAGGAACCUCUCGUGAGGUGUUGAAAGAUGAGUGUAAGCUACAUGAUACAAAAAACCCAGAUAAGUCCAUUUAAGCUUUAGUCAAACCCUUUGCCUUAAAAGUCAGAGAUUUGUGUAUUAUACCACUUGUAUAAGCAUUCAAGUUGUUUAAGCUGUGUACAGACCGGAAGACUUCCUUGAAGAGGAAACGAAUGUGUAUGUGUUCAGGUUAUGAAAGUGUUUUACAGCGUUUGACAAUGAAAAAAUGCUGUACCUCAUCCUCCAAAACCUCCUUUUUAAAAGUAGACUAGUGAAUAUUUAACAACAGGAUAAUUCGGCAACAUCUUGGCAUUAUUGUUUUUUGGCGUAAUCAUGUUGAAGAUGUCAUAAUGACAUUUUGUACAUACAAGGUAAGAGUGGAAAAAGGAUUCCUUUCUAUUUUGGGUCAUCCCAGGCCCAAAUCUGGCUCUUAAUGCAGAGUGAGCCACAAGACGCAUUAGAUGGGAUGCUUAAGAGACAUAAUGUCCAUGCAAAAUGCAUAAAACACAGCCAAAUAAUUGCCAUGUUUUGUUAAUUGUACUUUGUUUUUCCUGUUUGAUUUCUUGUUGUCUUAAAUGCCAGAUGUUUGUGCUGGAUUGCGUCUAAUUAUCUGCUUCCCUGAAGGUCAAAAUCAAUGCUGAUUUUAAAAGACAAUGCAUUCUCACUGCACAAACUCUGUUACAAUACAAUAAGUGAGGGGUGUACAUAAUAAAGCUAUGCUUGUGGUGUACAUGAAUGAUUUAAUUCUCUAAAAUUAUGAGUGGUGUUUUUAUUGGCACAAAAGGAUUAAUAAAUAAAGACUAU
This is a messenger RNA of Xyrauchen texanus (razorback sucker), 2915 nucleotides long. It is a transcript of the gene gid4, whose product is annotated as GID complex subunit 4 homolog. The record is from RefSeq and is a predicted model, not a curated record. Gene Ontology annotation, biological process: proteasome-mediated ubiquitin-dependent protein catabolic process; protein catabolic process in the vacuole; protein targeting to vacuole. Gene Ontology annotation, cellular component: GID complex; extrinsic component of membrane. Lineage: Eukaryota; Metazoa; Chordata; Actinopteri; Cypriniformes; Catostomidae. Bases 166 to 819 code for a protein of 217 amino acids. The transcript has 6 exons.